AUGAAGCCAGGCAGCGUGGUUCCAGCCUGUGAUGGUUUCCUCCUCCCUUGGGAAGGUGGAAAUGGCCCCAGCAAAAGGCAGAAAGAGACACAGCUGGUGAGGAGGGCAGGACCGGUGGCCACACUGAGCUUAGGAGAUCAGGAGGAGUCAGUGGCCUUUGAGGACUUCACCCAGAACCAGCGGGCCGGCCUGGACCCCGCGCAGAGGGCCCUGCACAGGGAGGUGAUGCUGGAGAAUUAUGCAAAUGUGGCCUCCCUGGCAGCAUUUCCAUUCCCCAGACCAGAUCUGAUAUUCCAGAUGGAGUGAGGGGACGGACCCCAGGGCCUGGAUCCGUGGACACCCGUGGGGGUGGAGGCCCUGAGAAGUGUCUGCGCAGGGGGUAAAACCAAGGCUGAGGAGGAGGAGGAAAUGCUGAAGCUGAACAUUGCUAAAGAACCAGAGUGUGCCAGGCUCACAGCAGAGGUGCUGCUGAUGGGUGCUGCCCAGCACCCUCACUUUAAGGGCUGCUUCUAGAAGGCAUCACUGUGUGACACGGGGAAGAGAAACUCAAAGAAAGGAGAUUUCACAGACUUGACAGUCCACGAUCAUAAACUCUCCACCAUUGAUAGAGAAGGGAUAGCCAGGAAGUUGGAAGGUAGCAGUGGUGUCGGCACACAUCUCAUUACGAAGCAGGGCCUACCUAGAGAACAGGUGUGUUAUAAAUGCAGUGAGUGUGGCAGGUAUUUCAACCAACAUUCAGACCUUCACCAGCAUCAGGGAAUUCACACUCGCGAGAAGCCCUACCAAUGCAAAGAAUUUGGGAAAGCCUUCAGAUGUAACUCAAAACUGUCACAGCACCAGAAAAUCCACACUGGGGAGAACUACUUGUGUCAGGAAUGUGGACAAGCCUUCAGUCAAAACUCCCACCUCCUUCAGAAUCAGAAACUCCAUGGUGGGAAGAAGCCCUGUGACUGUAAGGACUGUGGGAAAACCAGCUACAACUCAAAGCUGAUUCGGCACCCACGAAUCCACACUGGGGAGAAACCCUUUAAAUGUAAGGACUGUGGGAAAGCUUUCAGGUGUAGCUAUGACGGCAUCAUCCAUGAGCAAAUUCACACUGGGGAGAAGCCCUACAAAUGCACAGACUGGGGGGAAAAUUUCAGUUUGAAUUCAGUCCUGACUCAGCAUCAGAGGCUCCACAUGGGGGAGAAACCUUAUGAAUGUAAGGAGUGUAGCAAGGCCUUCCGCCAGAGUUCAGCAUUUCUUCAGCACCAGCGGUUUCACACGGGGGGAAAAGUCUAUAAAUGCAAUGAAUGUUGGAAAACAUUCAGCUGUAGCUCCCGCUUUAUCGUACAUCACAAGAUCGACACCGGGGAGAAACCUUAUGAAUACCAGUGUGGGCAGGCGUUCAAUCAGAAAAUCACCCUGGUUCAGCAUCAGCGAGUUCACACUGGGGAGAAACCUUAUGAGUGCAAGGUGUGCGGGAAAACCUUCAAAUGGAGUGCAAGUUUCAUUCAGCAUCCGAAGUUUCAUACCAGGAAGAAACCUGCCCAUGUCACUGGGCCAUCUGCAGUUAAGCCCCAUUCUCCUUCAGUCCCCUCCCUUCUGCCUCCCCAGCGUGUGUGCCCUGCUCUGGCCAUGCCAUCUUCGUCGCCUGCAGUGAUGCGUUCUCCCUCUGUGCCUCUCUUCAUGCUGCUCCCCUCAUCUGAAACGGCCAGUUCUUCACCUGUCCAAACAGUACAUUUCUUUCAGGAUCUUGCUUCUCCAGGGAAGCCAUUACCUCGUAGCCUGAACCUUUGUCGCACUGCCUGUGAGCUCCCUCAUGUUCUCAACUUGCAGUGCACCUACAGUUAUGUUUCCACUGGCUCCUGAUCAUGUCUUUAUCGAGGCUCCUCUGAUCUUGUGUAAGUCAUGAUUGUUUUCUCAACUCCAUCUUAAGUUCUCAUACUUAAGGACCAUGUUGAUUAUUCUCUUCUAUCCCCUGGGCGGGAAAUGGUCGUAUUUUUCCUUUACAGUGUCCAGUGUUGAACUAUUCCAUCAGUCUGUACCUGCCUUCUGGGGCUACAGUUGGAAAUUUGCAGAACAUUCUGGAUUUUAAGAGUACAGCAUUACAAUGAGAUAGGCGUUAUAAUUUGAGAAAUAGGAGGAAUGCAAAGCCCAUGAGAGGAAGAAAUCAGAGAAAGUAUCCAAUGAUUGCCUUCAGGAUUUAAGGAGGGCCAUUUGGUGGGCUAGGCGUGAGGCUCACUGUGAGGAAUCUGAGCCUUGAACUUUUUAUUACCUUGAUAAUGACCAUUCGGAGGAUCCUGUGUAACUAAGCAGUAGACCAAGAAAAUAGUCAGUGAAAAGAAUAUGAUUGGAAGGAGAUGUGUUUUUUCUGUUUGAGUUCCUUUGCUAUUUCCACCCAUAUCGCUGUUUAAUUUUAGUGCCUGCUCAAAUAUGUAGGUACAAAAAUGACUUGGGAUUGUGCACUUUAGGGCAGGUGCCUGGGUACAGUAACCUACAAACUCUACAUGGGGUGAAUGUGGUGCCCUCACACUGGUGAGCACCAGAGGGAAGAAGAGAAACCCAACAAUGACUUGUGGAGCUCCUGCCUCAGAAGAGUCCAUUUCUGAUCAAGUAUCGUGCAUGCCCUUGGACACAUCCUCACACCUACUCUGUGUCCCGUGAUUAAAUCUGAAUUUGUGAGUCGUG
Hipposideros armiger (great roundleaf bat) is the source of this 2670-nucleotide messenger RNA. It is a transcript of the gene ZNF619, whose product is annotated as zinc finger protein 619. Gene Ontology annotation, biological process: regulation of cytokine production; negative regulation of transcription by RNA polymerase II; regulation of immune system process. NCBI's taxonomy places the organism in Eukaryota, Metazoa, Chordata, Mammalia, Chiroptera, Hipposideridae. Gene Ontology annotation, cellular component: nucleoplasm. The record is from RefSeq and is a predicted model, not a curated record. Gene Ontology annotation, molecular function: RNA polymerase II cis-regulatory region sequence-specific DNA binding; DNA-binding transcription repressor activity, RNA polymerase II-specific.